CGCUUCGCCGUUCGCUCGAGCUCCGAUAGCUUUUAUCACUGAGUUUUUCGACUUUAAUCCUAAGCUAAUUCUGUGAAAAUCCUUAUUUGCCGCACGGACAUAUUCUCAGUGAAUUCUAAUUUAUACCUCAAGGCUCAUUCAUUUCGUCCAAAAUCUUUUUGAGUUGUCUGAUCAAGCAUCUUGAGCGAGGUGCAGCCAAAGUCACAUGUGUUUUUGAAAUGCUAAAAUGCUAGCUUUCAAAUCCGCUCUAUUAUCUCUCAUCUGCUACCUCUUAAAUUUAAACCUCGUGUCCAGCGCUAGUGGGCCAUGUUUUCCUCAAAACAAUUGUCAAUGUAUAUUCCCUUCUGGAGCAAUUAUAGAUCUCAGCAAAUUUCCCCAAAGGACGAGCACAAUUGCCGCUCCAAAAUCCGAGGUCAAAAUAGUCUAUUCACCAUGUGAAAAUUUGCCUGUUGUCGUUGUCACCCCUUCAAGCACAAACUUCAGCAAUCCAUGUGCAAAUGGAGUUUCGGUUUGCAUUUUCAAUUCAACUACACAAAUAUUUGACGGAGGACACAAAGAAGACCUCUCAUUUGCAUCGACUUUUCAAGAAGAUCCAGUCACUGCUACCCUCGACAAAAGUGGAUGGAAAACCAUAAUCAAUAUAGAUUGUAACAAAGAUGCAGGGAUUUUAAGCUCCUUGGCUGUUAGUCAUUUUGAUAUAUCCACAAAUACUGUAACUAUGGAUCUGAAGUCAAACGAUGUUUGCAUCGGUUUCAAUGCUACAAGCGGCUACGGAUUUUUUUCCUCUUUGCUUAUGGUCAUCCUCCUGGGAUUCACUAUUUACUUUGUAGGCGGUGCCAUUCUUCUCAAAUUCCUUAGAGGUGCCGAUGGACUAGAGAUGAUUCCAAACUAUGAAUUUUGGCAGAAUUUCCCUCAAUUGUGCAAGAACUGGUUCAACAAACUACGAGGGCAAGAUAGACCUGAGACCUAUGAAAACAUCUAAAUCAAUGAACAAAAAAUGCAUGCUGUCACUUCAGCAAUCUACACUUUGAGUUGGGCUGUUUCAUGUCCUCAAAUCAACUUUAGCUCACUCACAGCCAGAGAUUUGUCACCUUCCGAUGGGCGUAAGGGUAUUCCUUGUUCCUUUCUAGUCCUUCAGUUCAUUUCUCAGUCCCAGCUAAGCUUCAAACUAAGCAAGGAAAUGGGUUUACAAUUUUUCCGAGCAGAAGUUUGAGACUCUAUUUUUUUCUAGAAAAUUGGAAAUUGGUACCUGUUAAUUUCACGUAUAUAUUAAGAAAGCCAGUGAGGCAUGUCUUUUUAAGCCUGUUUUCCAGAUAUGCAAAUGAGGAUUGGAACUUCAUUUAAUUUACUAUAGAGGAUAGUGUGUUUUCAAGUUUCGUUUUUAAGUCAAAUCAUUAUGACAUUAAGUUAAAACAGGAAACGCCACAUGCCAGUGAGUUUAAUCUUGCCGUCUUGCAUGUGCAGAAGUUCAUAUUCGAAGAUGUAUCUACCAAGAUUUUUUUCUUCGGCUGGCAACUCAUUUCAUUUCAAGGAUGAACUUCUGCUUACGAAAUUUAUCCGAAACAUCGUCCAUCUUUCAAAAGUAAGCUAUUUCGAAUUUUAAAGGAAAGGUUGUGAUUACUGUCAUUCUUUAUGAUCAUGACCAGCGUCUGUAUGAGGAAGAUAUUUUUGGUAAAGAUCUGGAAAAAUUUGUUCUUUUUUAAUGGUUUAUUAGUCGAACCUUGAGUUUUGUUGGGUUCUCUUGCUUUGGUCCAGUUCUUUAUAAUUCUAUGUGAAGAACUAUGUAUAGAAGCUGUUACCAUCAUCAGUCAGGUAGUUUCUAGAAAAAGCGGAAUAAGUAAGAAAAAGUAUCUAUAUUUUUCAAAAAAAAUAAUAGUUAGGUAGUUUUUUUCAUAAUGUGAUUUUAGAUUUGUUUUUCUCUGUUUUGGUUUGUUCGCAUAGAAUCAGUUUGUAUCUUCCAAGUUGUAUGUUUCAGGUUAAAUUUUUAAAAUUGGUACUUAAGAAAUUUCCAUCAGAGAGUAUUGAUGGCUGAAGUUAGGAAGUAUGCAUAUCUGAUUGGGAAGUUGCAAAUCUUUGCUCACAUUUUAAUUUUGUAAUGAAACACUAAUAAAAAGUCUCGGAAUUUGUUUACUUAUUUUAAAAUAUUAAUUGAACAUUUUAAUAAGAUACUUAAGUUAGUGUUCUCUUGUAAACAUAAAAUAUAACCGGAGAUUUUGAAAUUCAGCAAUGGAGGCAUGCUUCAUCCGACUCUAGCCAUCAAUAAGAAACACAUUGUAGAACAUAUUUUUUGAAAAUAAUUUUUGACGGUUUGUAAGUUGGUAAAUUUUUUGUUGCUCCCCUGAUUAUUGUUAUAAUUUUUUUUCCCCCUGAAUUUGUAUUUAUACUUUAUGACAAUGGGAGAAAAACGUAGCAAGUCAGCCUCCAGGCCUUCUGCAUGUAGAAAUCAAUUAAUUAAUUAAUUCGUUUUAUUUUGUAUUUAUUGAUGCGUCAAUCUGAAAAUUAAGGUGAAAGGAGAAUCAAAGAGAAUGUCAAUCCUUAGCAUUUAAAUUUAUUUUGUUAGUCAAUUUUAAAAAUAGCAUACCAGAUUCUGUUAUUUUAGUGACUGCCUACAUUAUUUUUAGUUGUAAGGGGCAAGGUAGAGCAAUCGUAUCAGGCUUAAUGACUGAAACAUAUCAAGGAAGGAUUUUUUUAAUUGCUGUUCAUUGGUUAAGCAAACCCGAUUUCUCAAAUUGGAAGUGAUAAUUGUUUCCUUCUUGUUUUAACCAGUAACUCCGUCAAUAUUUGAAGUCAUCUGUUAUAACCUUUGAAAAGAGCUGCAUUUUGUCGUCAGUGUAUUUUGGCACCAUAAAUUUGAGAAUUUGUUGUCCUUCUAAAAUUUGGCAUCAUGGACAGUUACAUUUUUGGACAGUUUAAUCUGUCCUGGAGAGAAAUUUUAUUGCUUUGCAAGCGAAUCGUUUUCAAACCUUUGCUGCAAAAUGGAUCCAAGAAAAUCCCUGUCAUCAAUGGAGGAGUUAUUGCAUGAUUUUUAACAUCCAUCAUUAAAUUACUUCUAAUCUCAUCAAUGUUCUAGAGUGCCUGCCGUUUUUCUUCAGGUUCCUUUUAAUUGAUGCAGGCAUGUACAGUAUAUAAAUCAAUGCGUGGCUUUAUCAAAGACAACAACAUUUUAUCAAAUCAAUUUUUCAUCAGACCCCCUUAGCCUGCCUUAGACUUUAGAAACAAAACAAAAUAUAUAAUAGAAGUAACUUAAAUUUAAGCUCAAAGCACUAAAGUUUAACACCAAAAUUUAUUGAUCCCAUUUUUAUUAAGUUUCAACGUUGUAUUCCUCUCAGUUCAUGAUUAGAAAAUAAUUUAUUAUCUUAAUUUUACCCUCUCUGGUCACGAGUUCGUACCCGAACAUUUUACUUUCAACCUUUUUGUCACCAGUCUAGAUUCUGUGUGCAUAUGGCGCACAACCAAAGUCAUGCAAACAAAUGAAAGUGCACUUUUUUAGGAAGUGUUUGAAGUUGUAGUUCAGGUCCUCCUCGAUAGACAGAGCUACAAAUUUGAAUGCUUCUGAGUGAAGGCUGCUGAGUAAUGGCGGAGAUGCUGCAGGAAGAAUACGAUUUUGCUGAAUGUAAAAUGAGAGGGUUAAUAUAUGGUUCUCAAUUCUCUUGCUUUCCAGAGCCUGUACAAUUAAGUAUUAUCUACCUUAAUCCAGUAAAAUGUACAUUGAGCCCUAGUUCUUCAUUUAGUUUUUUCUCCUUUAAGUCACUUUGUUAAUAUUUGUUGUUAAUUAUGUUUGUAUAUUCUAUUGUUAAUUUUUUGUAAGUUCAACUGUAAAUAUGUUUUUUGUCCAAACUACUCAAAAGAAUUGAAUCAACAUACACUCUUCAUACCCUCCUAUUCAUUCAACACACGAUUAACAGCCUUAAAAGUUAAAAUAAGUCUGUGGUAUUUACAGAAUCUGACGAAAAUUUUAGUUUUUAGUUCUUGUGACAAACAUGCAGAAAUUAGACUAAAAUUAAUUUAGAUGCCUCAGCUAUCAAAGAGUAGUGAUGAUAGCUUUACAAUAGCUAAAAAAUUGAACCAAAAAGGCUGUGUAUUUUGGAUAAAAAAACAUGCAUUUUUUUUAGAAAAAAAAUUUAAAAAAAACUUAGGUUUAAAGAGCUCUUCCUGGAUCACUAAAAUACUUUAAUCAACUUUCUCUAAGUCAGACUCUAACUACUACCUUUUAACUUCUUCUAGAUAUGGUUUGUUCCUGCUUAACAUUUGUAAAUUAAAGUGAGUUGUAUAAGUACUUCAAAAAAUUACGGCAGAGCAGAAUUUAAAAGUGACCACAUUACAUGGUGAAUUUAAUAGCUUUCUACAGCCUAAUCUUCAGGAAACAAGUUUCUAGAACACUUGUUUGUCUAUUUCAAGUACAUAACACCCUUACCUAUAGUCUAAAUCUUUUGAACUUGAUUUUAAUACAACGGACCAUUAGAUAGGGUAAGGAGUUAAACAAGACAUGGGCCAUUACUGAAACACGUAAUGCUGAAAAUUAGAUUUGACCUACAUUAUUUCUAGUUUCUCUGUGAGCAGAAAGUUUGAAUUAACUGUGUCUAAAGUAAAUUAUAAACAAAAAUUUGAAAUGUUUUUACCCAGUGCCUUACUCUAAUCAUUUAUUUGCUUCAAGUGGAAUUUUUUAUUUGUUGAGAAAUAUCUGAGAAGUCAAUAGUCUGUUUGAAAAGACUAGUCUCAAGCAAACCAUGGUCUAAGCUCUCAGUUUAACUUUCAAAACUGCUAUGAAUAUGAGAUAUCUAAAAUCCCUCUAUCACAUAGGUUUCCUCUCACAGAACUUUAUUGGAAUUGAUGCAAAAUUCGAAUGGAAUAGAUAGAUAUUUUAAGGAUGCGAUAUAUUUAAGACUUCAUGAUCUUUAAACAUGGGUUAGAAGGUGCAGAAUGUUUUAAACUUUCAAGUGUUCAUACAUCCGCCCGCCGGCUUUCCAAAUUUUUCUCAUGGUUUCCCUCAGAAUUUCCCACCAAUUACAUAAGUGGUGAUCUUUUUCUGUUUUUCCCCUUGAUUUUCGACUUUUGACACUUUAAAAGUUUCCCUCCUUUCACAUUUUUAAGGCCUCUUCAAAUUUUCUUAUGCCUGUCUGUGCCCUGAACUGGGUAUUCUGUGUACCCCUGCAUGGUGGAUCAAGUUUGGAAGUUUUAAAGUUCUGUCCCUUUUUAAAGAGGGAAUUUUUGACAAUCCACAGGAAAAGAUACCUUAGUCUACAGAGGUAAACUGUUUAAGAGAGUACAUAAUAUGCGUCCUGAUAAGUCAAAAAAUUAAAUCUUAAGAUUUUGAAUAAGUCUCUUUAGUAUACCAAAUUGCUAGUUACAACUAGUUUUUUACAUAUUUGUGCCAAUAAAGGGCAAACAUUGGCAUUGCGAUUCUCACUAUUUCAUACCUUCAGUAUGGCAGAUUUUAAAUAGUCUGUUCUUAAAAUUUAAUCUGAAUUGAAAACUUCUGACCCCAAAUAUUCCACUGUGGUCUGACAUUUUUUGUCCUCAAAUGUGUGUAAGACACUCCUCUUUCUGCAGAAUCAAUAAUGCAAUUUUCUGUUUUUGUAGAAUAAGGUCUACCUAUUUUCGGUGGAUUGUUGUGUUCAAUCUAAUUUUUUGGCUUUUCAUAAGAUUUCUUGCCUGUUAUUACGUACAUACCCAUUGUAAUAAUUGGUCAGAAAUUUGUCUUUAAAAAUCGGUGAAAAUUCAUAAAGUCUCCUCUGAAGACACUGUCCUGUUAAACUUUUUCUCUACAAAGAUGGGCCUUUGUAAAAUGGUUGUCAGUGGUUAAGGAUUAUGUUUGUGCCUCACUCCUCCCACCAUAGCUAAAAACUAUUUUUGGAUUGCGUAGUUUUUUUCAUGCAUAUCGUUAGUAAUUAUCUGUGAAAAUUAUCUGUGAGUGUAAGACUGAAUUCCAAUAGCCCUACUUUUGUACCGUUUUGUCAAUAUUUAUCGCUGUCUUUAAACUAAACUUUGAAUUUGCCGCACACUUUUUGCUGAAUUAUCAUCCUUCCAAUAACUUUUUCGAGGAAUCAUCUUUAUGUCUUAUAAAAUCCACGAAACAUGGACAUGUAUAUAAUUAUUGUUAACAGUAAACCCUUUGAUUUCUAAGUGCAACCUCCUGUUCAAAAAAUAAAUUUGAAAAAAAAA
Molecule: messenger RNA, 6162 nt
Organism: Bemisia tabaci
Lineage: Eukaryota; Metazoa; Arthropoda; Insecta; Hemiptera; Aleyrodidae
Cellular component (GO): trans-Golgi network
Source: RefSeq, a predicted model, not a curated record